Ailuropoda melanoleuca (giant panda) is the source of this 1039-nucleotide messenger RNA. It is a transcript of the gene PRRX2, whose product is annotated as paired related homeobox 2. The transcript is spliced from 4 exons. The record is from RefSeq and is a predicted model, not a curated record. Bases 1 to 747 code for a protein of 248 amino acids. Gene Ontology annotation, cellular component: nucleus. Gene Ontology annotation, biological process: regulation of transcription by RNA polymerase II. NCBI's taxonomy places the organism in Eukaryota, Metazoa, Chordata, Mammalia, Carnivora, Ursidae. Gene Ontology annotation, molecular function: RNA polymerase II cis-regulatory region sequence-specific DNA binding; DNA-binding transcription factor activity, RNA polymerase II-specific.
AUGGAGAUCCAGGGGCAUUUCCACACCACGGAGGUGACGAAAGCGUGGAUUCAAGGGAUCUGCUGCUGCUCUCGGGGCUGGGCCAUCCAUCCAUCCAUCCGCGAGGGGGACACACCAGGAAGCGCUCCAUGCCAACUGCCGAGCUACUGCCUGUGUCCCAAGCCUCUGGGCAUCGUCACCUCCGGGCGCAGGGCGGGCCCCUGCCUGCCGGCCGCCCACCUGCUGACCCUCGGCCCCUCCGCAGGUGAGUGUCCCAGCCCGGGGCGCGGCGGCGGCGCCAAGCGGAAAAAGAAGCAGCGGCGGAACCGCACCACGUUCAACAGCAGCCAGCUGCAGGCGCUGGAGCGUGUGUUCGAGCGCACGCACUACCCCGACGCCUUCGUGCGCGAGGAGCUGGCCCGGCGGGUCAACCUCAGCGAGGCGCGCGUGCAGGUCUGGUUUCAGAACCGCCGGGCCAAGUUCCGCCGAAACGAGAGGGCCAUGCUGGCCAACCGCUCCGCCUCGCUGCUCAAGUCCUACAGCCAGGAGGCCGCCAUCGAGCAACCCGUGGCUCCCCGGCCCACCGCCCUGAGUCCGGAUUAUCUUUCCUGGACAGCCUCGUCCCCCUACAGCACGGUGCCGCCCUACAGCCCUGGAGGCUCAGGCCCUGCGGCCCCGGGAGUCAACAUGGCCAACAGUAUCGCCAGCCUCCGUCUCAAGGCCAAGGAGUUCAGCCUGCACCACAGCCAGGUGCCCACGGUGAACUGACUGCCGGCCCCCCAGGACCCCGCUGCCUCCCUGGUCGAGCAAUGGCAAAGAGGGCAGACAUGAAAGUGACCUUCUCCUGUCCGCUGUCUCCAGGACAGGCGGGUGGGGCUCCCCUGGCCCUUCUCUCCAGCCCGGACUUCUGGGCCCGAGAGGCUGCUGAGAUGCCGGCAGCCCCUUGUCUACAGCCAUGGGAGACUUUGGCCCGUGACCUUCGGGGGAGUUGGGCUAGAGGCGGAGCAGGAGGCCACAAAGGACUGCAUUUAUUUUGUGUAUUAAAACCGAAAAGCUUUCA